GUUCCACAGGUUAUGCCUAUGUUUCCAAUUUCCCCACACCACCUAAGCGACAAUUAGCAUAUGUGGCAGCGUUCAGCCGUAUGGCUACGAUCAAGCAAGUCUACGACUUCUUGUGUGCUCGUCUCAGGAUAAGACCAGAGGACAUGAGGUUAUGGCAUUAUAGGGACGAGAACAACAUGCUUCUUAUUGAGGAUGAAGAACCUACUUUGGAGGAUUUGGGUAUAAUGGAUGAAGACCAGCUUUUGAUUGAAGUCAGGAACAAAGACCUUACUUGGCCUGAAGAAAUGGGAUCACUGGCAAAUCAUUUACAGGACAAGCGUAAACCAUCUGUCCCAGCUGAAAGAGGAGCGACUGGUCUCAACAACUUGGGUAAUACAUGCUUCAUGAAUGCUGCAUUGCAGUGUGUGAGCAACACGAGGGCUCUCACUCAAUAUUUCACAAGUAACAUGCACCUCUAUGAACUUAACAGAGCUAAUCCUCUAGGGAUGAAGGGUCAUAUUGCUAAGAGAUAUGGGGAUUUGAUCCAUGACAUAUGGAGUGGAACUGCAAAAACGAUAGCACCUCUGAAGCUCAGGUGGACAAUAGGAAAGUAUGCACCACGUUUCAAUGGUUUUCAGCAGCAUGAUUCACAAGAGCUGUUGGCCUUUCUUCUUGAUGGGUUACAUGAAGAUCUUAAUAGGGUGCAUGAUAGACCUUAUGUAGAGCUCAAAGACAGUGAUGGAAGACCUGAUGUUAUAGUGGCACAAGAGGCCUGGGAAAAUCAUAUUCUUCGGAACAAGUCGAUUAUAGUGGACCUGUUUCAUGGCCAACUCAAGUCUAAAGUGACAUGUAAAGUGUGUGGCCAUGAGAGUGUGAGGUUUGAUCCAUUUAACUACCUCUCAUUACCACUGCCUAUGGAGAGCUACAUCCAUGUGCAGGUUAUUGUAAUGCGAUUGGAUGGAUCUGUUCCUGUAAAAUAUGGCCUAAGAUUGAACAUGGAUGAGAAAUACAGCAGCAUAAAGGCAGCAUUGUCACCGUUGUGUGGCAUACCAGCUCACUUAUUAAGAUUGGCAGAAGUAACCGCUGCGCAAAUAAAGACUGUACCACCAGAUGAUCAAAAGAUAAAAACUUUGGUCGGUGGUUGCCUCUAUGCUUAUGAGCUUCCUGAGAUGGGUUCAUUAUUUGGAGAGGAAGAAAGACUUUCGAUUUGCUCACAACGCUCUAACAGAGAUGGACAAACAUUUGUCGCAAUCCAGCGGUCUGUACAACCACGCCCACCACCACUGGGUUCAGGUGGUGUUACAAGCAGCCCAGUGCUUCGGGCCAGUGUGGAAUGUGAUCCGCACUCUCUUACAUGUAAUAAUAGGCCAGUUGUAGACGACGGCAGUUCAAGCAAUCCGAAUCCAAACGCGGAGCAACUCCAGGCUGGCUCGUCAUCCCAUCGGCUGAGUGGAAGCAGUGGGAGCAAUGGCAGCCUGCCACCGGAGGAGAUAGCGGCGAUAGCUGCGCGCCAGUCGAGCGGGCACAGCAGUGCCAGCUCCGGCAGCCUGGCUGGCCUCAGUGACACAGACGUGUGCAGCCCGCAGGGCUUUAUCGUCGCACUCCAUCGAAAAAUGAUUCGACAAGAUGUAUAUUUCCUGUCAUCGCAAAAGACAAAACCCAGCCUCUUCGGGUUACCAAUAAUUGUACCGUGUUCAGAAACAACAACUCACCAAGACCUCUACCACGCUGUUUUGGUGCAGGUUGCACGGCUUGUUUCACCGCUACCACCAUCUGAGACAGCAGCACCAAACCAUGCUCAAGACUGUGAUGACAGCCUAGGUUAUGAAUUCCCAUUCGUACUGAAAGCAGUUCAGCGAGAUGGUAUGCAGUGUGCUCUGUGCCCGUGGUACAGAUUUUGCCGCGGCUGUCGCAUACCUUGCUCUGAAGCUGAAUUCAACUUCAGAUGUACACACCUAGCCAUUGAUUGGGAUCCAACAGCUCUACACCUGCGUUAUCAGACAUCCCAGGAAAGGGUUUUUGUGGAACAUGAAAGUGUUCCAUUGACACGGCAACAGCAGUCAGAGCCAAUUGAUCUGGAUUUUUGCUUGGAGGCCUUUACAAAAGAAGAGCAUCUUGGGGAAGAUGAAAAGUAUUAUUGCUCAAAAUGUGGCCAACAUCAGUUGGCAAGCAAAAAGCUUCAAAUAUGGAGGCUACCUCCAAUACUGAUUGUUCAUCUGAAAAGGUUCCAGUUUGUUAAUGGGAAGUGGGUAAAGUCCCAGAAGGUUGUGAAUUUUCCAUUCAGGAAUUUUGAUCCAACAGCCUACCUUGCUUCGGUACCUAAACAGACGGUCAUCAGACACAAAGAACUAAAGGGGGAAUAUGCUGAAAAGGAGCAAAACUCCGAAAAGAAUGACAGUAACAUCGAAUCCAACAUUAUGUCACUGACUGAUGAAUCUGAAGUGCAAAAUCAUGGUGAUAUACUAUCACAUUUAAUUCAGAACCAUAGGGAGAUAGUUGACAACAAUUUAAAUAUAUCAAAACCGAGAUUAGAGGCUGAACUAAAUACUCAUAACAGUGCCAGAGGAAAUGGACACAUUCCCAAUGGUGAUCUGACGCUACCAUUGAAUUCACGUGAAAGACUGGUGUCGACGUCACUCGUCAAAACUCCUGUGGUAGAUUGUGCCCUACAAGAUUUCCACCAACAUCGGCUUACUGACGGCAGCGACCCAUUUGAUUUGAAGUACAAUUUGUAUGCUGUAGUGUCACAUUCAGGCAUCCUAGGAGGUGGCCAUUAUGUGUCGUAUGCGUGCAAUCCAAAUGGACGGUGGUACUGCUACAAUGACAGCAGUUGUAAGGAGGUGAGUGAGUCUCAAAUGGACACCAGCUCAGCCUACAUGUUGUUCUACGAGCGAGAGGGGUUGGACCAGCAGCAGUACAUGCCUAGUGUUGCCGGCAAGGCACCCGACACACGUGAUCUCGAUGAUGAGUUCGAUUCGGAUCUUAAGAAACUCUGCUGCCUCAUGUGAGUCAGUGAGGUUUUGCCCUGUGACAUAUCUCAUUGGUCUCGUGUGAAUAUUUAUCUUCUCAUAACUGUGGUAAAAGCUAAAGUAUUGUAAAUUAUUUGUUAUUUUUUGUGUGUUGUGUAAAUGUAUGGUGAAAUGUCACUCGAAUGCAUGCAAAAUGUGUUAAAAGUGAGUGCCAUGCGAAGAUUGCUUUUAUUGUAAAUUGUUGAUCAGUGUGAAUAAGUUGCUCUUCUGUUUCAUUCAAAGUAUUUAUAGACUUUUGUAGUCUUAAUAUAAGGCAAUUUUUGCCCCCUUUAAAAUCAAAAGAAGUUAAUGCAGAGAAGACAGAUGUAUCAUACAAAGAAAAUUCAUACCUGAUGACACUUUUGUGCUUUGUAAUCAAUGUCAAUCUAUCUGCUUUAAAGAAUGUUUAUAUGUAUUUUUGUACACUAAUAUACCCAAUACCAUUAUGCCAUAUCUGUUCAUAGUACUCAAUCAUCUCAGGUUCUCACAAUUUAAGCUAUGUAUUUAGUUUAUAGGAAAAAUUAAUUUUGUUUACCAGCUGUCUUCAUAACAGAUGUCAUCUUCAGCAAUAUAUGAUUAGUUUUUCAGUACACAGAAUUGUUUUGCUUUUUGUACCAUACACCUUUUGUUUUAUGUGGUGUUGUACAAGAAACAGUAUAUGUGGCAUAAGACUGAUAGCCCAGUUCAUUUUUAUUAGAUAUAUGUUCCUUGUUGGAGGGUACAUGUGCUGACGUCCCCAAUUCUACAAGUUUAUAUUGCUAAUACCAUUAGAUCAGUGGAAUUCAUAACAUUAUUCCUUGAAAUCCAUUUGCCUGUCUAUAAUGUCUCUAUUUUAUUGACAUCAGUUCUUCAAUUUUGUGCAGUUUGCAGUAGAAUCUAAAGAAGAAACAUGUGAAAAAUCUUACAUUUCUUUAAGGGGUCUAUCAUGCCCAAAAUAUUCUGUGAAGUAUGCAAGCAUAAUGUUAUUAGUAAUGUGUAUAGUGUAUAUUUUGAACAAAACAUUAUUUUAAUAUCAUUACCUGCAUUGCAGUUUUUUUUCAAAGGGUGUUCUUCAUUAAAGUAUUCACAGCCAGUUUAUUUGCAUGUGAUGUGGAAGAGCCAUUAAGAAACCAAAGAGGAGAUUAUAUUUUAUAUUUUCUUUCAUGUUUUUAGUUUAUAUAUAAGAUAUUUAAAAUCACCAUGAUUGCAGUAAAUUCUGUACAAAGUAUGUGAUUGCCCUUGUUUAAAUGGGACACAGAUAUUUAAUUUUUGUAUGUUGUGUUUCCAUACACACGUUUUAUCAGCAUACCCUGCAUUUUCUUGUGUUAAUAUUGUUUUUGUAAUUUAAAUUAACCUCUUUUCCUCCCUUCACAUGACACUUUAAGUAAAUUAUAAUUUUUCUGUAAGUGUGCAUUGAUUCUGACUUACAAAAGAACAGUACCUAUGUAAUCAAUGUGUGGUAACACUUUCCCGGCAGUUUUGUUAAUUGAAACAUCAAAUAUUACAGUUUUUCAGAAUGAAGUUUGCUUAGCAAGUCAUUCUCCAGGAAUCCAAAUUUUGUCAUUGGUGGAUAAUCAUCUAUUAGUAACCCCUUUCACAGGACCAUCAAUACAGUUAAAGUUCAUAACAAUGAAUAUGUUACUACCCUGUGCUGCAUUGUGUGUUUUCUAGUGCACUUUUAAUAUAUUUUAUUAUGCCUGUACUAUUGUUUUUAGUGCCAUUUCCAUACACAUUUCAUAUUGUUUCUUUUUUAUAGAAAAAUGUCUAAGAAAUUUGUAUAUGAUCAUUAUUUACCUUUCCGCAUAAAAUUUAGUCCUCAGGUUCUUGCUGUUUCUUCUGUAAGAUAAACAACUCAUUAUUACCUUUAGUCAGUAGCAUUAUUCUCAGCAGAAUGUAGCUGUAUUUUCCAUUUACCAUGUAGUUAAAGCAACACUAGUCAGUAAAUGUUAUUAUGAACAUAUUAAAUUCACAAAAACUACAUUAUUUCUGUACCUUGUGAUCACUUUCAGAAGUCUGAAGAAAUAAAUUGUGUGUUAUUCUUUUAAUUAUGUAUGGAAAAAUAUUGAUUUAACAGUUGACAUGUGCAAGUCAUUUAGAUGUCUCAUACAAGUUUAUAAAUGUGUGUUGUAUAUAAAAUUGUUACACAUUUCACUGUUAUGUAAAUGAAAAUUAUAAAAAUAAUAAUAAUAGUUAUAGUAGUACUGCUAAUGUUCUGCCUUUAUAUUGCACACCUGUGUUAGAUAUUGAUGAGAGAUUAUUAAUACAGAAGAUAAAAUGAAGAUAAUGUGUGUGGAUAAAAAUACCAGGGAGCAAUUCAGCCUAAUUGUUGAUUUUUGCAAAAUAUAUAUGAAUUCCAGAGAUUACACUAUUGGUGAUAAUUUAAAAAAAAUUUUGUUACUGUAAAGAAUACGUUUAUUGCAUCUUUAUACAUAAUUUGUAAAUAUACAGAGAUAUUAUUGUUUUAUCAUAUAUCAGUGUGUGAGCUUUAAUAGAAAAUAAAGUGUUGCCUUAUUGUUUAGUGUGUAGGUGUGGCAGUAUUAUGCCAGCUGUGAAAAUGUAAAUUAGCAGAUGAUGAGUGAGUGUGAGUGAGUAUGUCUCCCAUAUUCAUUUUCGUGAAAAAGGUGUAUUUUCGUAGUAAACUAUUACAAGUAUUAUUAAUUGAAUAAAUCGAAUGAAAACUAUAUAAUUUAAAUGUAUGUUUGAUAGUUUUUAAGCUUUAAUGGUGUUUAUGAAAGAAGAUGAAUCAGACAUUAUUUUAUCUGUUGAGAUAGAAAUAAAAAUAUGUAUAGCCACUUUUUGAAUAGAAAUUUAUUCUUUAGUAUGGCUAUUUUCAGUGAGCAUUGUUAUCUCCCCUUAGAAUACAUGUAAUAAUGAUUCUGGUGUUGUAUAUUCUGUAGUUUUUAAAGUGCUCCUUCUGAGUUGUGUUGAACCACUAUAAAUGGUAAGUAACUUGUGUAACAAUUAGGCUGGAUAAUAAAAAUUUAAGAUGAGAGAAGAGCCAGUUGCUACAAAAUAUUUGGCUUAACUUUUAUGUGAUAAGUGGUCCACCUCCUUAGCAGAGUGGUCAACCUUACCAAAUGCCAUGCAGAGGACCCAGGAUCAAUUUCCGGUACUGCCAGGGAUGUUUCUUCAGUGGGAGGACUGGAAUGGGAUCGCAGCCUCGUAAUGCGUCAAUGAACUUAGACUGAGCAGCAGCAGCAGCUUCUGCUCACAAAAACUAACAAUGGCCGGGAGAGUUUUGUGCUGAUCCCACGCUCCCCGUACCACAUCCAAUUAUGCCACUGGCAGAGGAUGAUGUGGCGGUCGUUCAGUACCGAUGGGCCCGCUAGGGCCUAUGGAUAGAGUUUACAUUAUGUGCUGAAUUAGUGUGAAAAUAAUGCCCAACCUUUUUUUUUUUUAACUUAAAUCAUUGUGGCUCACACAAUUAUACAUUUGUUAAUAUCUGCUACUCGUGUUAAUAGUUGAAAUGUCAUCCUGUCUUUCUCAUGGCUGAAAUUUUACAGACUUGAAAAAUGAUCUUUUAAUGUUAUCACACAGAGUGCCACACACUGAAUUUGUUCUGAAAGUAUCUUUGUAGUGUAUGAUCUGUGUGCAUUAAACAAAACUUUGUUUCCCUUUUUUAAUAUUGCUUUCUAUAUUUGAUAUGGGUAAGAUGUUAGACAUUCUGCAUCAAGAAAAAUUAUUGAUUUCCAGGACUUAAUUGUAUAAUACUUUUCAGAUUAAAUAUCGAAUGGUUAUUCUGGCUCUACAGUCCAUUCUCAUGAAACACUGAUUUUGUGUAGUAAAACCUGCAUGUUUUGUGCCGAUGGAUUGAAAAAGGAAGGUGUGGCGACUGGGAAGCUGCAGUAUGAAUAGUUUUGGUAUCAUCAUCAUCCAUCAUCAUCAUCAUCAUCUGGUUGGUGCAGUAAAGUCAUACUGGAUAACUAUGGCAAAUAGCUGACAACUCAGCUUUUGAAGAGAGUAAGGAGCAAACAACUAAGUGGGCAACAGCAUGUUGUUCUUAUGAAGAACAGUAACAGUUCAAUUUAACUGUCAUUGGUAGGCUUGCUGGCCUAGUGUGGGUAGCCCAUCAUCUGCAGUCAUUACAGUUAGCUGAUUAGACUAAAUUAUCCUGACUGUAUGAUGAUUAUCCUGAUGUUAUAAAAAAUAGUCACUAGGAAAAAAGUUCAGUCAUAUUGCAGCUUUUGGGCACCCGUGUCUUCCUUUUUCAAAUAAUCAGAAAAGUUGAUAAUGCAGUUGCACAGAGGAAUAAAUUCUUAUUCAAAUAACUACUGGCAAUGUUUUUAUUUCUAUCUUUAUAUGAAAAUACAUAGUUCACCAUCCCCAUCAAUGUAUUUACAGAUGUUAUCCUGUAUGCUAUACUCUUUAAUAAAGUAUAUGCCAACUUCAGAAAAUGAAUAUGACACUGGAAAAGCUUGUUACAUUUUCUUCUGACUGACAGUUACAUUUUGUACAAUGCUUGAUUAUUGUACAAUAGUGCAGCAUUCUAGCAAGAUACAUUCCCUUUAUAAUUCAAAUUUGUUUGUAAAAAAACCCUAAGUAUUGACAAUUAGAAAUGAAAUGUAGAAAAUGUAUGUUGCAUUCCAUAUGCACGUGUAAGUAUUUUAAAGUGUAUUUUAUACAGUUUGAGUUAUCAUUCAUUAAGAUAUUACUUUCAAAUCUGUGACUGUGCUUGGAUAUAUCCUUAAUAUUUUGUAUCAAGAAAUGUUUUUAAAUGUGCAGGGACGGAAUUGUUUCAAACUUAAAACUAAGAUAUAUUGUGAUAUCAACUAGAAAUCUUAAUUCGUGUUUAGCAUCUCCUAGUCUUAUGCUAUAAUAUUUUCUGGAACCUGUAAUAUAGGGAAUAUAUUCAUCUAUUGGAUUACAGGCAUGAUAUAUUAUUCAAUGAUUUUAUGGCUUUUGUAGAAAGAUUAUAUCAUUUUGAAAUUGUUAAAUCUACUGCAGUCAAAGAAUGAUAAUCCAGAAAUGGAAAUGGUCAUACCUGUAUAUACUAUAUUACUUCCUGUGUUACUUGUUAUCAGAUUUAUGUAUACCUGUUGAUUGAAUAGAAUGCAUAGUAAACAGGAAAUGAUUUGUGCCAUUGUCAGGGAGGAGUAGCUAUGCACCUCCCUUUCAUUACAGUAUUCCUGAAAAUAUUCAGUUAAUAAAAGAUGAAAUAAAAUUGAA
Schistocerca serialis cubense is the source of this 8132-nucleotide messenger RNA. Its product is annotated as ubiquitin carboxyl-terminal hydrolase 32-like. Lineage: Eukaryota; Metazoa; Arthropoda; Insecta; Orthoptera; Acrididae. The record is from RefSeq and is a predicted model, not a curated record. Gene Ontology annotation, cellular component: Golgi apparatus. Gene Ontology annotation, molecular function: calcium ion binding; cysteine-type deubiquitinase activity. Gene Ontology annotation, biological process: protein deubiquitination.